Messenger RNA from Ictidomys tridecemlineatus (thirteen-lined ground squirrel), 3469 nucleotides. The record is from RefSeq and is a predicted model, not a curated record. Lineage: Eukaryota; Metazoa; Chordata; Mammalia; Rodentia; Sciuridae.
UGUGAAAUCAGGAGACGUCCACUUUGGACCACAAGGAGUCACCAAAACAACUAGAAAACUAGGUGAAGUACCUGAACCAACAGUUUCCAGAUAUCCAACAGUGGGCAGCAUAUUGCUUUGGUUGCUUAGAGAAGAGACAAAUGAGGUGUGUCCUGUGAGUGCCUCAUCUAGAGGCAAGACCACAGUAUGGGAGGGGACCCAAGCAGAGACUCUGCUGGGAUGGGGAUGUCUUGAAUUCUGACCUUCCAGAAUGGAUACUGGAUACAUGAAACAUUCAAUAGAGACCUCAAAAGGGCCACACUUAACAGGAGAUCUUAAUGAGCCCUAAUGGAGAGGCCACUCACCCACCCAGCAAAGCUUAAAAUCAGACCUUAGACAACCAAUGGAUCUACAAGCAACUCAAGCCUGCCAGGAAACUCUUGAACAAGGGCAUCAACUCCACAUCCAGCUUUUGGUCAGAAACCACAGGCAUGCAAAGCUGUCCCCCAUACCUGCAAGUGGGAAACUUCAUCAAGGAGCAUCAAGGCAGAAAGGCUGUACCCAGUCCCUGGGACUCCUCUGCCAGACCCCCAAGUGCUUGGCAGGGGUCAGGCUCUGGAACAAGGCCUCCCGAAAGCCACACCCCAGCACUGAACAGAGAGAGGCAGCUGAGGAGCAAGGACAUGUUAUUUGCCUCCAGUUGCAGAAACUCCUUCCUCGUUAGCCAGGGCAUUCAGGUAGCUCAGAAGAGCAGCACUCUGCAGAGGUGAAGGAGUGCUGAGCCAGGUUGAAAGUGCACUCCCCAGUCCUGACUGCCAGUUGCUGUAAAGAGACUUCACUUAUCACCUGGCAUAGUGUGGGUGCUCAGUACCUUGCCACUUUAUGAUGAUGGUAUUGGGGGUGGGGAUGUGGCUCGGUGGUACAGCACUUACCGAGCAUGCCCUGGGUUCGAUCCCCAGCACCAAAACCAAGUUAUGAUUAUUGUAUUUGUGGGGAAUUCUUUCAUUCCUCAGACCUAUGAACUCUCACAAGUGGAGGAUUUGUUUGUCACCCACAUCCAGUUAAAACAGAAGUCCUCACUGGUCAAGUACCUACUCACCCAGCACAGCUUGUUGAUGCUCAUUCUCUUGAGCGCUCCCAAAUCAUGUUAAGUGUCAGACCCGAGAGGAUGUGGGUCUACCUAAUGUGGGGUGUGGACUCUGACUCAAACCCUGGCCUCCUCUCUCUACCCUGCUAUGACCACACAGUCCAGGGACUGCAGGGCCCAGGCCCACAUGUGUCUGAAUGAUUUCCACAGUCCCUGUCUUGUGUCGGACAAGGUACCCUGGAGACCAGUAAGAGUAGAGAAGCAUGCCACCUGCCACAGGGCUGUCCCUUGGCAGUCCUCAUGCUCCUAUCAUGAAACCACAUGCCAAGUGCCUUGGGGAAGCCAGAGUUAGCCCAAGACAGGGCUUUUGCCUACCAGGACUGCAUGGCUGUUUGCUACUGUCUCUCACCUGCUUUUUUCUAUAACCAGGCUAUGUGGCAUCCAUCAUGGGCAGAAGGAGGCCUCUGCCCAGGAUCCAUGCACGGGACCAUCAGCUCCGGGCACAAGCAGAACGACAGGCAGUAAACUUCAUGGUGCAAGGCUCUGCUGCAGACCUCUGUAAGAUGGCCAUGAUCCGCAUCUUCUCUGCAGUGGCCACUUCCCCCACCCUGACGGCCAGCUCUUGUCAGGGGAACCAUGGAGUCCUUGCAACAGAUUCAGGACCCGGAGCUGCAACUGCAGGUGAGAAGGGCACACCCCUGCCCAGCCUCCCCACUGUGUCCCUCACUGUCAAGAAUCAGCCCAGAGUGGAAGGGGGAGUGCCAGACUGCUACUAUGGCACAGGAAGGCAAGGACAGAGGAUUGGCCCCUUGCCCUGCAUGCCAGGACUGCUGCCAAGAAGCCCCCUUCCCUGCUGGUGGUUGGCUGUUGCCUGGUGAGAAGCCAGGAUGAGGGUCAGCUGCUCCCCCCAGCCUGGGACUCUCCACCACCCCUGUGUCCAAACCUCUUGCCUGAGGCUCACACUUACUGGGGGUGUAAGUGCUGGGGGCCCCCACCUACCCCAGGCAUGUCCAUAGAAUAUGCCCAAACCUAGUAUCAGCCUGCUUCUGCUUGGGCACCACUUGGAGGCAAUUCUGGGUCCUCACCAGGAAAAGACUGUAGUGCAGGCUCCCCAAAAGUGAUGGGGACAAUUGAAGGAGUAGUAAUGAGGACACGGGGGCAGGGUCCCAAGUCUGCACAGAGUUCCCAAGUAAGGUCAGAGACAUUCCUGUCACUAGUGAGGAUCCAGCCCAGUGGAACGGGCUGUAGAGGGGCUUACCAGACCUCCUCCCAGAGCAGCCUCUGCUCUGCUGGCAGGCAGCCCCCUGGGGGACCCUCCUGGGAAACCCCCCCCUCCCAUAGGAUGUGCCACUGCACCUUCAGAGCUCAGGGACUCACCAAGGCCUCCCCUCUCCCCACUCUUCAGAGGAGAGGGCACCCAGAAGCAGCCCAGGUACUUUGCCCAGCCGGAAGGGAACUUAUGCCCUCUAGUAGAUGCACAGAAGCCUGUGUCUGGGCAGGCAGAGGAGUGGGACUACCAGACAAUGGAAGCUGGGAAAUCCCCACCCUGGCUUCCAGAAGGAGCCCUUCUAGAGCACCAAGCUGGGGGCACCACUGGGGCUACAACUGGUAGCUAUGGUGGGGCCCUGGGCAAGAGAGUCCACACAGAAUCAGGGCCACCCAUGAAGAGUCUGCUGCCCCCCUGGCUCCUACCCAACUGGGUGAUUUCUGGGGGUGAUGGGCACAGAUUGCCCCAGGACACACCUCGCCCACCCUAGGGCACCUUGCCUGGAGGCCCUCCCUACAGGCUGGGCCGCAUGCUGCACCAAGGACUUAGGGGACAUCUCUGUCAAAGCCAAGGCGUCACCAUGGGCAGGGGGCUGUGUGUGGUAUGGACCUGUUACUGGGAAGACGAGUGUGCAUGUGCACAGGUAUGUACAUGUGUGCACAGCUGGGUGCUGCCAUGGCUGUGUCCGGUUGUGUCCCAGGAUGUGUGGGCCCCUCCAUUCUGCUUAUGGACCUGGGAGGCGUCUAGCUAGCCCAGGCCCAGAGCUCACUUCUGAUUGCCACCCACAGGUGCCCCUAAAGGUGAGCCUGAGCGCCGGCCGUUCCUGGGGACACCUGGUUCCACUGCAGGAGGCCCUGGACUCUUAGCUCAGCCUGAGUCACACCGAGUCUCCCAGCAACAGUCUGGCUGCCCAGGUCGCUGGGCACCUCCUGGGCCUGUGCAUUUUUCUCCUUCAUUUUGUCUGUAGCCCCGGGCAACAGGAGGAGGAGGGAACUGGUCUCCACCAGCCCAUUGUGUGGCCUUUCCCAAGGUCACCAGUGAGUACUUUGAGCUCCUGGAUGAAUACAGGCCCUUUAACCCUUUGGGGCUGGGCUGACUGGGAUGUCCCCUGGAGUAAACACUUUGUGUGAAGCUUA